Molecule: messenger RNA, 708 nt
Organism: Anopheles gambiae (African malaria mosquito)
Lineage: Eukaryota; Metazoa; Arthropoda; Insecta; Diptera; Culicidae
Exons: 2
Coding region: 67-618 (183 amino acids)
Source: RefSeq, a predicted model, not a curated record
CCUAAAGCCACUUGUAUUUCAAUUGGCCGAGCUAAGCAGUUCAUCGUUAUUCCUACCCUAACCAUCAUGUUGAUCGUACUGUUCUCAUUUCUACUGUCUGUUUCUAUUACACUGCAAGUAAUGCAAAUCGAUUUCGAACGAUUAGAGCAACUGGCAGGAUUCGAUAUAUACAACAGUUCCCUUCGUGUUCGUAAGUACAAUCGAACGGCGGUUGCACUCAACGGUACAAUACAUCUGUUGGUACCACUUAAUGAAAGCAUCAUGGUAUGUAGAAAAGUGACUUGGCUAAUUUCUUUCACUCGGACUAUGACAUUUGUGGAAACUGAUGGCAACCUUUCUCGAGUAUCUGGUAAUAACGAUGUAAAACAUAUCCUUAUUGUAACGUCAGAUUUCUUCCAUAGCAGGCUUGGCAAUCAGCAGUUCAAUCACUAUCCAGUAAAGUUUCCUACCCAACAGGUGUGCAAGUUUUUGGAAAACUUUUAUACAGACUACAGCGAGUAUGUUGACGAUUUUGGGAACCUACCGGCGAAGGGCGAGUGUCCGAUUAAACCUUGCAAAAUCGACAUACUCAACAAACCGUUUCCAGCCAAAGCGGUACCUCCAUUUUUCCCAUCGUAACUAUGGAAGGCACAAAUCAAAUUGACGCUGAACGACGUUGAGAUAUCGCGGUUUGAGCUGAUCACCAAGGCUAGGAAUGAUUUGGAAAUC